Molecule: messenger RNA, 1176 nt
Organism: Aspergillus campestris IBT 28561
Lineage: Eukaryota; Fungi; Ascomycota; Eurotiomycetes; Eurotiales; Aspergillaceae
Exons: 2
Coding region: 1-1176 (391 amino acids)
Source: RefSeq, a predicted model, not a curated record
AUGUAUCACUAUCCUCAACCCCCUCCGGGGUGGUCCUACGACUACAUGGCCUCCCCUCCUACCUCUCCUCACUACGCCUACUACGCCUCUCCAUUCGCCACCCCUUACACCUCCCCGCGAAGUGCCUCCAAGCGUCAUGGCCGCAAAGCCAGCUUUGCGGGGACCACCAAGGACGGCUGGCAUGGCGCCGCCUACGGGCCCGCCGCAUACCACCCCGAGGCCAUGCCCGAGUAUGGCGCCCCCCGCGCAAGCACGACUAUUCGGUCGCGUCGUCGCACUACCAUGUCUGGCAUUCCCAUCGAUCCCACCGGUCCUUACCCGUCGCAUCAGUCCUCGCGGAAACGAUUUGUGGAUGUGGUCGAUGAUGGUUCCGACGGUGAAGCCUACGAUGACGAGAACUACCCUCCCCCGCGAUCCGCCGCCGCCUCGGGUGCUCACCCGCCGCACCGAUCUCCGUCGUCCCGAAAGCCCAAGGCCCCCACUGAUAAGUACUUUGUUUAUAACCAGGUCCCCGUCUACGAUGAUGCCGACACCGCGAAACGGUCGCGCGCCCGCCGGCAGUCGACUUCCACACGCACACCCCAGAAGCCCAAGCCCACCCCGGCAGCCAAACCGACCACCCACGCCACGGAGGAGGACGCCGCCCGCGCGGGGAUCCCGCCCGGGUAUUCGAUCAAGAACUGGGACCCGACGGAGAUGCCGAUCAUCUUGCUGGGCAGCGUGUUCGACGCCAACUCGCUGGGCAAGUGGAUCUACGACUGGACGGUGUUCCACCACGGGGCGUCGACGCCCAUGGCGGACGUGGCAGGCGAGCUGUGGCUGCUGCUGAUCAAGCUGGCGGGCAAGGUGAAGCGGGCGGACGAGUGCGUGGACCGGAUCAAGCGCACGGACGCGCACGAGACGGUCGAGAGUUUCCUCGAGAGCGGCGAGCGGCUGUGGGGGCGCUUCAAGAAGCUGCUCAAGACGUGCGAGCAGUUCAUGUGGAAGGCCGCCAAGCGGGAAAGCGGCAAGGGGCCGGUCUCGAUGGGUCGCAACGCCGGCUGCGAGUUCGUCGAGUCUAUCUUCGGCCGCGAUCGCGAGCUCGAAAACACCGAGAAAUUGAUGCACAGUAUCCGACUGUGGAAUAUGCGAUUUGACGCCAACUGCGAGGAGAUUCUCCGACAUCCAACCGCCUAG